AUGCACGACACAAAACUCGAGCUCCACGACUACAUCCAGGAGCCCGGGGUCCCGUACACAUUCGUCGACGUCGGCAACUGGAUGGAGACGCUUUCGCCGCUGCCGAAGCGCACCGUCGUGCCCGCACCGCUGCAGGUGAUCGCGCACACGAUGUAUAACAGCGAGCGGGGGCGGAUGCUGCUUGUCGGCCCGACGCACGUCGGGAAAUGGGUGGCGCGCAUCGUGAAGGACCCGCGCACGGUCACCAAGAUCGUGCUCGUCUGGGAAGGCGAAAUGAUGCACAACGAUUUUUUGGAGAUUGCGGACCGCGUGUCAGGGGAGGGCGGGAUGUUCGAAACAGCGACGCUCGAAGGGCUGCGGAAGGCCCAGAAAUGA
This is a messenger RNA of Epithele typhae, 375 nucleotides long. RefSeq lists its product as uncharacterized. The record is from RefSeq and is a predicted model, not a curated record. Bases 1 to 375 code for a protein of 124 amino acids. Lineage: Eukaryota; Fungi; Basidiomycota; Agaricomycetes; Polyporales; Epitheliaceae. The transcript has 3 exons.